Chrysochloris asiatica (Cape golden mole) is the source of this 588-nucleotide messenger RNA. RefSeq names its product transmembrane protein 223 (gene TMEM223). Lineage: Eukaryota; Metazoa; Chordata; Mammalia; Afrosoricida; Chrysochloridae. The transcript is spliced from 2 exons. Gene Ontology annotation, cellular component: mitochondrion. Gene Ontology annotation, biological process: nervous system development. The coding region runs from base 1 to 588 and encodes 195 amino acids. The record is from RefSeq and is a predicted model, not a curated record.
AUGGCGGCGUCUUGGUCUUGGCAGAGACUGCUCGGCUUCCUGCGGCCGCUACCGCCACGCCGGGCCCUGCACACUGCCCACCCGGGCUGGGACGUGCUGCUCUUCGAGCACGAGCGGGGCCGCUUCUUCACUGUCCUCGGGCUCUUCUGUGCGGGCCAGGGCGUCUUCUGGGCCUCCCUGGCCGGGGCAGCCUUGGCUCGACCACUGGCUGCAGAGAAGAGCCCAGAGCGCGGCCGAACCGACCUGCGCACUGCGCUCUGGCGCUACGGGCUGGCUGUCGGCUGCGGCGCUAUCGGCGCCCUGGUCCUCGGCGCUGGUCUGCUCUUCUCCGUUCGCUCUGUGCGCUCUGUGAGGCUGCGGGCUGGAGGGCAGCAGGUCACCCUCACCACGCAUGCCCCCUUCGGCUGGGGGGCUCAUUUCACUGUUCCCCUGAACCACGUCUCUUGCAUGGCCCACCGGGGUGAAGUCCCUGCCAUGUUGCCUCUGAAGGUAAAAGGCCGCCGCUUCUACUUUCUCUUGGACAAAUCUGGACACUUCCCCAACACGCAACUCUUUGACAAUACUGUGGGUGCUUACCGCAGCUUGUAA